Molecule: messenger RNA, 14032 nt
Organism: Loxodonta africana (African savanna elephant)
Lineage: Eukaryota; Metazoa; Chordata; Mammalia; Proboscidea; Elephantidae
Gene: C5AR2
Product: complement C5a receptor 2
Exons: 2
Coding region: 8441-9733 (430 amino acids)
Biological process (GO): inflammatory response; phospholipase C-activating G protein-coupled receptor signaling pathway; complement receptor mediated signaling pathway
Cellular component (GO): plasma membrane
Molecular function (GO): G protein-coupled receptor activity; complement component C5a receptor activity
Source: RefSeq, a predicted model, not a curated record
UUACCUUCUCACCUUUGUUCUAAAGUAGUUGGUACCAUUUGGUCCCAGCCUGUUUUAAAAAACGAUUCUGCUUUCCUUCAGGGUUGCGGCCUCCUCCAGGAAGUUCUCCCUGACUUCCUCCUGUCUUUCCACCUCCUACAUUCCAUCUCUGUUCCCUGCCAUCCUCUAGUUUUCCUAGUUUGGAGAAUGUCUCCCCACCACCCUGAUUCAGAUUCAGAUGCUGUCCUAAGAGCUGGAUAACAGCCUUAUAGAAACAGUCUUCUAGAAAUGCUAGGAGGCAAAUGAGUGGGAUCCGAGUGGCUUCUCUGAGUUGGCUGUCACUUGUUGUUGGACAGCCCAGCUCAGGAAGGAAGUGGAGUAAAAGGCCAGGCGAUUGCCAAAUCUGGCAUCAGCAGGCCGAGGAAUCUGCUGGAUCAACAACUUCAGAAGGGGAACUCACAGGGAAGGGAAGUAGACAAUUGGCUUGAUCCAGUGAGGCUGAAAUGUACAAAGUAUGAAUCUAGGAAAAUUGGAAACCUUCAAAAAUAAAACGAAAUGCAUAAAAAUCGUACCCUAGACAUUAGUGAGCUGAAAUGGACUGUUAUUAGUCUUUUUGAAUCAGACAAUCAUAUGGUCUAUCAUGCUGGUAACAAUUUGAAGAGGAAUGACGUUGCAUUCAUUGUCAAAAAGAAGGUUUCAAAAUCUAUCCUUAAGUACAAGGCUGUCAGUGAUAGGAUAAUGUCCAUACGCCUACAAGGAAGACCAGUUAAUACAACUAUUAUUCAGAUUUAUGCACCAACCACUAAGGCCAAAGAACAAGAAAUUGAAGAUAUUUACCAACUUCUGCAGUCUGAAAUUGAUCAAACAUGCAACCAAGAUGCAUUGAUAAUUACUGGUGAUUGGAAUGCAAAAGUUGGAAACAAGAAGGAUCAGUAGUUAGAAAAUAUGGCUUUAGUGAUAGAAACAAUGCUGGAGAUCGCAUGAUAGAAUUUUGCAAGACCAACGAUUUCUUCACUGCAAAUACCAACAUAAACGGCAGCUAUACACAUGGACCUCGCCAGAUGGAAUACGCAGGAAUCAAAUUGACUACGUCUGUGGAAAAAGAUGAUAGAAAUAUCAUCAGUCAGAACAAGGUCAGGGGCCCAACUUUGGACCAGACCAUCAAUUACUCAUAUGCAAGUUCAAGUUGAAACUGAAGAAAAUUAGAACAAAUCCACGAGAGCCAAAAUACAACCUUGAGUAUAUCCCACCUGAAUUUAAGGACCAUCUCAAGAAUAGAUUUGAAGCAUUGAACACUAAUGCCCAAAGACCAGAGAGUUGUGAAAUGACAUUAAGGACAUCAUACAUGAAGAAAGCAAGAGGUCUUUAAAAAGGCAGGAGAGAAAGAAAAGACCAAAAUGGAUGUCAGAAGAGACUUUGAAACUUGCUCUUGAACGUCAAGUAGCUAAAGCAAAACGAAGAAAUGAUGAAGUAAAAGAACUGAAGAUUUCAAUGGGUGGCUGGAAAAGACAAAGUAAAGUAUUAUGAUGACAUGCGCAAAGACCUGGAGAUGGAAAACUGAAAGGGAAGAGCACAUUCAGCAUAUUUCAAGCUGAAAGGACUGAAGAAAAAAUUCAAGCCUGGAGUUGCAAUAUUGAAGUAUUCUAUGGGGAAAAUAUUAAAAGAUGCAGAAAGCAUCAAAAGAAGAUGGGAGGAAUACACAGAGUCGUUAUACUAAAAAGAAUUGGUCGACGUUCAACCAUUUCAGGAGGUAACAUAUGAUCAGGAACCUACGGUACUGAAGGAAGGAGUCCAAGCUGCACUGAAGGCAGUGGGGAAAAACAAGGCUCCAGGAAUUGACGGAAUACCAAUUCAGAUGUUUCAAUAGAUGGAUGCAGCACUGGAAGUGCUCACUCAUCUAUACCAAGAAAUUUGGAAGAAAGCAGCCUGGCCAGUCGUCUGGAAGAGAUCCAUAUUUAUACCUAUUCCCAAGAAAGGUGAUCCAACUGAAUGAGGAAAUUAUCGAACAAUAUCAAUAUCACAUGCAAGCAAAAUUUUGCUGAAGAUCAUUCAAAAGCGGCUGCAGCAGUAUAUCAACAGGGAACUGCCAGAAAUCCAACUGAGAUUCAGAAGAGGACAUGGAACCAGCGAUAUCAUUGCUGAUGUCGGAUGGAUCCUGGCUGAAAGCAGAGGAUAUCAGAAAGAUGUUUACCUGUGAUUUAUUGACUAUGCUAAGGCAUUUGACUGUGUGGGUCAUAACAAAUUAUGGAUAACAUUUCGGAGAAUAGGAAUUCCGGAACACUUAAUUGUGCUCAUGAGGACUCUGUGCAUGGAUCAAGAGACAGUCAUUAGAGCAGAACAAGGGGAUACUGAUUGGUUUAAAGUCAGGAAAGGUAUGCAUCAGGGUUGUAUCCUUUCACAAUACCUAUUCAAUUUGUAUACUGAGCACAUAAUCCAAGAACCUGGACUAUAUGAAGAAGAACGGGGCAUCAGGAUUGAAGGAGGACUCAUUAACAACCUGUGUUAUGCAGAUGACACAACCUUGUUUGCUGAAAGUGAAGAGGACUUGAAGCACUUACUAAUGAAGAUCAAAGACCAGAGCCUUCAGUGUGGAUUUCACCUCAACGUAAAGAAAACAAAAAUCUUCACAACUGGACCAAUAAGCAACAUCAUGAUGAAUGGAGAAAAGAUUGAGGUUGUCAGAAAUUUCACUUGUCAAAGAUUUACUUGGAUCCACAAUCAACACCCAUGGAAGCAGCAGUCAAGAAAUCAAAAGACACAUUGCAUCGGGCUAAUCAGCUGCAAGAAAUCCCUUUAAAGUAUUAAAAAGCAAAGAUGUCACCUUGAGGUCUAAGGUGUACCUGACCCAAGCCAUAGUGUUUUCAGUCACCUUAUAUGCAUGCGAAAGUUGGACAAUGAAUAAGGAAGACCAAAGAAGAAUUGAAUCCUUUGAAUUGUGGUCUUGGAAGAAGUCCAAACAGAAUGCUCCUUGGGAGGAAGGAUGGUGAGACUGCGUCUUACAUACUUUGGACAUGUUAUCAUGAGGGAUCAGUCCCUGGAGAAGGACAUCAUGCUUGGUAAAGUAGAGGGUCUGGAAGAGAGAGGAUCCUCAACAAGAUGGAUUGACACACUGGACUCAAGCAUAGCAACAACUGAGAGGAUGGAGCAGGACGGGGCAGUGUUUCGUUCUGUUGUGCGUGGGGUGGCAGUGAGUUGGAACUGACUUGACCGCACCGAACAACAACAACAACAGUGGGGCUGGGUUCCCCUCUCCCCCAGAUCUUUGCAUCCCUCGGGCCUAACCCACUCACCCACCCUCACAUCAGUUCCCCAAGGCUGGGGCCAGAGCUUCCUUCUGGGCAUCACCUCCUAGCACCCAUGGUGCAGGGCUGGGAGCCCCUGGGUGGUGAGUUCAGCUGCUGAUGCUAGACUGUUCAUUCCUCUGUGCUGUGUGACUGUUAUGGAUUGAAUAGUGUCCCCAAAAACAUGUGUUAUAAAUUCUAAUCCCUAUACCUCUGGAUAGGAGCCCUGGCGGCUUAAUAGUUAAGUGUUUGGCUGCUAACCUGCUAAUGGAAACGUGAAUGGUUCAAUCCCACAAGCCAUUCCUGGGAGAAAAGACCUGGUGAUCUGCUCUCUUGGCCAUCGAAUCGAUUCUGACUCAUAGUGACCCUAUGGGACAGAGAAGAAAUGCCCAUAGGGCUCCUGAGGCCAUAAUCUUUAAGGGAGAAGACUGGCACAUUUUUCUCCGUGGGGUGGCUGGUGGGUUUGAGCUGUGUUUACACAGCGUUGUGUAACGAUCACCACUCUAGUUCCCAAAUAUUUGCAUCACCCGAAAGCGAACCCUGUACCCAUGAAGCAGCCACUCCCUAUUUUCCCCUUCCCUCUGCCCUGCUGUUGUUGUUGUUGGGUGCCACGGAGUUGAUUCCGACUCACAGCGACCUUACUCUGUUUUCUGUCUCUAUGAAUCUGCCAAAAUUCAACCUAUUUUGACCUAUAAGAAUGGCAAUUUCAUAUGGAUCGACUUAAUAAGCUUUUGGCAUGUUAUUCGAAGUCUCUCUCCGGGAGGAAAUGGCCAGUGUGUCAGGGUGAAGGGGGAAGAGCAGGAGCUCAGGGCUUCACAGGGGUGGCUGCAAAAGAGACUCCACCCUCCGAAGGUGGCCCUUGUCUUUUUAUAACAGUUGUGUCCCCUCCCCCAGCCACAGGCAUCUGAGGCCCACAGAGACUCUGUCCUCGACCUCCAGCACCCUCCAGGUCCCCAGGUAAGACCCCUCCCUGGCCAGGUCCAGGGACACCAGAAAGCCUUUCACUCUCAGAAUCCAGAAACUUAGUGAUGAGGAAUUUAUUAAGAUCAAAUCCUCUGAGAAGCAGGUGCCUAUAAAGUCUUCAGAGCACAGAAAAUUUGAGUUGAGAAACUUUGAUCUAGAUAAAAGAAAGAAACAGCAAAAAAGAACAUCUCGUUGCCUUGGAAUCGAUUCAGACUCAUGGUGACCCCACGUGUUUCAGAGUAGAACUGUACUCCACAGGGUUUUCAGUGGUUGUAAUCUGACAGAGGAGUCCCUUCGUGGUGCAAAUGAUUGCCACCUGAGUACUGACUGAAAGGGUGGCGGUUGAAAACCACCUGGAGGUACCUUGGAAGACAAGCCUGAGGACCUGCUCCCAAAAUGUCACAGCCUUGAAAACCGUAUGGAGCAGUUCUACUCUGCACACAUGGGGUGGAUUAGAACCGCCAACCUUUUGGUUAGUACCCAUAAAAAAACCUGUUGCCAUAGAGUCGAUUCUGACUUCUAGCCACCUACCAGACAGAGUAGAACUGCCCCACAGGAUUUCCAAGGAGCAGCUGGUGGAUCUGAACUGGUGACCUUUCAGUUAGCAGCUGAACCCUUUAGCCAUUGUACCACCAGGGCUCCUUUUGGUGAAUAGUUGAGUGCAAACCAUUUUUGCUGCCCAGAGACCCAGCAAACUACAGUCUGUGGGCCAAAUCUAGCCUACCACCUGUUUUUAUAAAUAAAGUUUUAUUUACAAUAUUUAUUAUAGAUAUUUAUUGCUUUCCCCACCCUCGGCUUCUUCCAUGUCUCUUUUUCUGCUGACCAGGGUGGGUUUCCCCAGAGGCCGGUGGGUGGCAGGAGGUGGGAGAUGUUCGUUCUCCUGGGGUCUGAGUUCAGGCUCAUCCAAGACAGGGUCACCCAGAGAGCAGACUGGAAAUGCCCUGGUCACACAAUGAGCCCCAGUCUCAUGACUCUGAAAUGAUUUCCUCUAACAACAUAGUUUAAACCCUGGUGGCGUAGUGGUUAACAGCUAUGGCUACCAACCAAAAGGCUGGCCGUUCGAAUCUACCAGGCGCUCCUUGGAAACCCUGUGGGGCAGCUCUACAUUGUCCUAUAGGGUCGCUAUGAGUCGGAGUUGACUCGACAGCAACGGGUUUGGUUUUUUUUGUUUAUUAGCUAAACAGAAUCCCUGGCAACGGAGUGGUUAAGUGCUCCACUGCUAACUGAAACAUUGAUGGUUCAAACCCACCAGCUGCUCCUCAGGAGAAAGAUGUGGUUGGAGCCAGAAUGAACUUGAUGGCAUUGGGGCUUUUUGUUUUGUUUUGUCUGGUAUUCUCUAAACAACCACAAAACACGCACAGAGGGGAGGACAAACAUCAAGAACUGCUGAGUAAAUGGCUCCGAAAAUAGAGUUGGAGGCAUUUCCUGUUGCUGAGCUUGCAUUGUGUGUGUGUGUGUGUGUUUUAAAAACUUAUAUUCUUGUAGCUUCACAAACAUGUAGACACAUACGCUAUGUGCCAGGCACCGUUCUUUGUGUUUGAAAUAUGUUCACUUAUCCUCAUAGUAAUAUUUCACAGAUGAGGAAGCUGAGACUCAGAGGGACCACCACCCCAACUAGUUGUCUUAGUUCGCUCUUGCCUCUGUAACAGAAAUACCACAAGUGGGUGGCUUUAAAGGGCAGAAAUUCAUGUUUUCACAGUACUAGAGGCUAAAAGUUCAAGUCAGGGUCUCGGCCUCCCUGCAGAUUCUUUCUUUGUUGGUAGCCCUGGGCGUGUUCCUUGAUCUCUUGGUGAUUCUCACACGUAUCUGUCUUCCCCGUGUGUGAGUCUCUGUGUCUAAUCUGCUCAUGUUAUAAAUUAGAGGGGUUAGAUUUAGAACUCACCCUACUCUGGCAUGAUUUAAUUAACAUAACAAAACCCCAAAACCUACCCUGUUACCUGCCAGUCACUUCUUACUCCUGUGUAACAAAGCAGAACUGUGCUUCAUAGGGGCUUUUUGGCUGUGAUUUUUAUACAAGCAGACUGCCAGUCCUUUCUUCUGCAGCGCCACCAGGUGGGUUCGAACUCAAAACCAAAAGCCCAUUGUUGUUGAGUCAAUUCUGACUUAAAUUAAAAUUAGUAGUUGAUUGCAAACAGCUUGCACCACCCAGGAUCUUAAUUAACACAGCAAAGAAAACCCUAUCUCCAAACAGGAUCACAUCCACAGGUAUAUCCACUCCCAUUGCCAUCGAGUCAAAUUCUAACUCAUAGCGACCCUAUAGGACAGAGUAGAACUGCCCCACAUGAUUUCCAAGGCUGUAAAUCUUUACAGAAGCAGACUACCACAUCUCUCUCCUCCAGAGCCACUGGGGGAUUCGAACCGCUGACUUUUGGUUAGCAGCCAAGUGCUUAACCAAUGCACCACCAGGGCUCCUUCCACAGGUAUAAAAACCAAAACCAAAACCAAACCCGUUGCCGUCGAGUCGAUUUUGACUCACAGUGACCCUGUAGGACAAAGCAGAACUGCCCCAUACGGUUUCCAAGGAGGGCCUGGUGGAUUCGAGCUGCCGACCUUUUGGUUGGCAGCCAUAGGUGGCUCUUAGCCACUAUGCCAACAGGGUUUCCUACUCAGGUAUAGGAGCUAGAAUUCAAGCUCCUUUUUGGGUGAGGGGCACAAUUCAUUCCACAACACAAAUCAGUCGUGGAUCUGGCAUGAGAAUCUCAACAUUCAGGCUUCCAAGUCCAUGUUCUUAGCCGCUAUGCUAUGUUGGAAUGAAGAUUUAGCCGCCAUGCUAUGUGGGGAAUGAGGGCUUAGCCUCCAUGCUAUGUGAGGAAUGAGGGUUUAGCCGCUAUGCUGUGUUGGGAAUGAGGGUUUAGCCUCCAUGCUAUGUGGGGAAUGAGGGUUUAGCCGCCAUGCUACGUUGGAAUGAAGAUUUAGCCGCCAUGCUAUGUGGGGAAUGAGGGUUUAGCCGCCAUGCUGUGUUGGGAAUGAGGGUUUAGCCGCCAUGCUGUGUUGGGAAUGAGGGUUUAGCCGCCAUGCUGUGUUGGGAAUGAGGGUUUAGCCGCCAUGCUGUGUUGGGAAUGAGGGUUUAGCCGCCAUGCUGUGUUGGGAAUGAGGGUUUAGCCGCCAUGCUGUGUUGGGAAUGAGGGUUUAGCCGCUAUGCUGUGUUGGGAAUGAGGGUUAAGAACCACUGUUGCCAACACAAAGUCCCCAGGUGGCACAAACAGAUUUUGCUCAGCUGCUAAUCUAAAGGUUGACAGUUCAAACCCACCCAGUGGCAGCUAGGAAGAAAGGCCUGGCAAUCUUCUUCCGUAAAGAUUAAAGCCAAGAAAAUCCUAUAAAGCAGUUCUACUCUAACACAUGGGGUCCUCAUGAGUCAGAAUUGACUCCAUGGCAACAGGUUUGUUUUUGUCUUUAAAUUGCUCACACCUUCCCAUUUUACACAUGGAUAAGAGAGGACCAGAAAAGGGACACAGUUUGUUUGUGUUUUGUCUACUUCUGAGGCUUCAGGCCCUGAGUUCGGCUGCCUUGGCCUUUUUUGUGAGGGACGUGACCCUAAGUUGGAACCCUGGUCGUGCAGUGGUUAAGAACUCAGCUGCUAACCAAAAGGUCGGCAGUUUGAAUCCACCAGCUGCUCCUUGGAAGCCCCCUGUCCUACAGGGUCUUGAGGAGUUAGAAUCCACUUAAUCGCAAUGGGUUUGGUAUGACCCUAAGUUGGCUUCCUCGGAACAUUCCAGAAGGGAGGAAUAGUUAUCUGUUCUUAAGGCUCCUUUAAAAGCAGAAAGGAGGCUAGGCUGAUCCUGGGAGGGGGGUAACUGGUGGAAGACUGUAUGGUCAGAAGCCCUCAGAGGGCCCCGUGGGAAUUCCAAGUCCCUGCCAAGCCACCCAGGGCUCAAAGGUCAAAUUACAUGCAGGCCUGGCUUCCAGGAAGCUGGCGACAGAGAUUGGGGCUGCGGCCUCAGGGUCAGCUCUCCACCCAGCCUCACCUAAACCAAACCAAACCAAACCCAUUGCCAUCCAGCUCAUUCUGACUCAUAGUGACACUAAAGGACACAGUAGUACUGUCCCACAGGGUUUCCAAGCCUGUAAUCUUUACAGAAGCAGACUGCCACAUCUGCCUCCCUUGGGGUGGCUGGUGGGUUUGAACUGCUGACCUUUCAGUUAGCAGCCAAACACCUAACCACUGUACCUCCAGGGCUCCUUCCGGCCUUGCCUGCUGCCCAGUAAUUUGGGGACGAAUGAGUCAUGAGAAGAACACACAGGACAAACACGCCCAGAUUGAAAAAGGCCACUUCUGUUUUUCCCUGGCUAGGAAGGUUUGUCUAGGAUCCGUGAGGGGGCAAUGUGUGGUAGCGUCUGAUAAGGGAAACGGGGAGGACGGUCAGAAACCUAUCUGCAGCCAGGCGCAGGGAAGAGGCCCCAGACCUCCGGGAUCCGGCUGUGGGCCCCAGUGUGCUCCAAAGAGGAGUUUGGACAAAUUGGGGAGCCUCCUGCAAGAGACGGUGUCCAGCACGUGGAUGGAGAACACGUCUCUCAGCUACGACUAUGAGAACUACAGUGAGAUUCCUGAUCUCCCUGUGGACUGCCUAGAUGACUUUUGCCUUACCUCUGACUUCCUCCGCACGGCGCCGCUCCUGCUGUAUGCUGUGGUCUUCCUCGUGGGCGUACCAGGCAAUGCCAUGGUGGCCUGGGUGACAGGGAAGGAGGCCCAUCAGCGAAUUGGGGCCACCUGGUUCCUCCACCUGGCCGUGGCCGAUUUGCUCUGCUGUUUGUUUCUCCCCAUUCUGGCGGUGCCCAUUGCCCUCGAAGGCCAUUGGCCAUACGGGGCAGUGAGCUGUCGCGUUCUGCCCUCUGUCAUCUUGCUAUCCAUGUACUCCAGCGUUCUGCUCCUGGCUGCCCUCAGUGCUGACCUCUGUCUGCUGGCCUUCAGGCCUGCCUGGGGGGCUGCCACUAGGCGGCCACUCAGGGUGUGGGCAGCUUGUGCGGCAGCCUGGGCCCUGGCCUUACUGUUGACUGUACCUUCUGCCAUCUACCGCCAGCUGUAUGAGGAACACUUUCCACCCCGGCUGGAGUGCGUGGUGGACUACGGUGGCUCAGCCACAGCCGAAGGCAUGGUGACUGCUGUCCGAUUUAUUGCUGGCUUCUUAGGGCCACUGCUGGUCGUGGCCGGCUGCCAUGGUGCCGUCAUGUGCAAUGUGGCCCGAUGCCGCUGGCCACUGGGCACCGCCAUUGUGGUGGGGUUUUUUGUCUGUUGGACCCCCUACCAUGUGCUGGGGCUAGUCCUUGCUGUUGCCGCCCCCCAUUCCACGCUCCUGGCCAGAGCUCAGAGGGGUGAGGCCCUGGUCAUAGGCCUUGCCCUUGCUCACAGCUGCCUCAAUCCCACACUCUUCCUGUAUUUUGGGCGGGCACGACUCCGCCAGUCACUGCCAGCAGCAUGUCGCUGGGCCUUGAGGGAGUCCCAGAGCAAGGAUGAAAGCGUGGUCAGCAAGAAAUCCACCAGCUAUGGCCCGGUCUCAGAGAUAGAAGUGUAGGUUAGAGGGAAACUGGUUUGUAUCAUUUGAUCCCAUUUCACAAAACUGGCUUCAGGCAUAGCUGGAUCCAGGGGCUCAACAAUGUCUUCAUUUGUUCCUUCCUUUAUUCAACAAUCAUUCACUGUGCAUCUGCUAUGUGGAAAGCCCUGUCUAGGCACUGGGGAUACAGUAUAGUGAACAAAACGAACACAAAUCCCUGCCCUCAUGGAGCUGAUAUUCUAGUGGAUAGUGACAGAUAGUAAUCAAACAAAGGCAUGCAGAAUACGUCAGGUGGUGAUAAGUGCUAAGAACCCUAAAGGAGUGUGAGGGUGGGUUGGGGCAGGGAUAUAGCCCAGCCAAGCAAGGCCCCUUGGGGAAGAUGAUAUUUGAGCCAAGACCUGAUAAAGGGAAAGGAGGGAGGAACCAUGGUGAAAUCUGGGGGAAAAGUUCUCCAAGUAGAGGGAAGAGCAAGUGCAAAGAUCCUGAGGCACAAUGCGCUUGGCUUCUUUCAGGAGCAGUGGGGAGGCCAGUGUAGACAGCCUAGGAUGACCAAGGGGAAGAAUGCUAUGAGAUGAGAGCAGAGAUAUAGAAAGGGCUAGAUUUUUACAGCCUUCUAGGUCAUAGCAAGUGUUUUGGGGAACACUGGGAGGGUUCUGAGCUGAGAUUGCUAGAUAAAAUACAGGACGCCCAGUUAGAUUUGAAUUUCAGAUAAACAAUGAAUACUUUUAAAGUAUAAAUAUGUCCCAUGAGAUAUUUGGGACCAUUUGUUGUUGGUAGCCACCAUAGAUUUGGCCCCUGACUCAUGGUGACCCAUACACAUGGAACGAAAUGCUUCCCAGUCCUGCAUCAUCCCCACAAUCAGUUGUGGAUCAGACCAUUGUGAUUCAUAGGGUUUUCAUUGGCUGAUUUUUGGAAGUAAAUGGCCAGGUCUUUCUUCCCAGUCUGUUUCAGUCAGGAAGCCCCACUGAAACCUGUUCAGCGUCAUAGCAACACACAUGCCUCCACUGACAGACGGGUGGUGGCUAUGCGUGAGGUGCGUUGGCUGGCAUGGAAGUUCUAUCUUGUUUAACUACAAUUCAAAUUUAACUGGGUAUUCUGUCAUCUUUUUCCCCCCUUAAAUUUGGCAACCCUAUUCUGAGGAGUGGUUUUAAUAGGCUCCCUCUGGUUGCUGGUGAAGACUAGACUGUGGGGAGAUGGAAGGUGCAAGUGUGGAAGUGAGGUGCCAGAUGAAGAGGCUACUGCAAUGGUCCGAGCAAGAGGUGAUGAUGACUUGGACCAGGGCAAUAGCAGCAGAGGCUAUAAGAAGUUGGCAGAUUGAGCAUCUUUUCUUUUUGAGCAUUUAAACUUUUGUUACACAUAGAAUAUUAAAAUAAUAAAGGCCAUCUAAUAAGGAAGUAAUCCUCAAAACUUCCUUCUCCAAAUCUAAAUUCUGAUCGUAUAUUUCUAUUUUCCAUAUAUUAUAUUCAGUUGAUAAAACAUAAUUAUAUUUCAAGCAUCUGUUUUGAAGGAGGAGCCCCUGGCUGGUGCAAAUGGUUAAGCAAUUGGCCACCAAUCGAAAAGUUGGCAAUUUGGACCCACACGCAGGGCAUCAGAAGAAAGGCCUGGCAAUCUGCUUCUGAAAGGUCACAGCCUUGAAAACCCUAGAGAGCACAGUCCUAUUCUGACACACAUGGGGUCUCUGUGAAUCAGGAUCGACUCAAUGGUAACUGGUUUUAUUUGGAAGGAAAGGCCAUAUCCAAGCUCCUUAGCUUGAUAUUUAAGUUUUCUCUCCACCACAGGGCAUACGUAUGCUCUAGCUGCUAAAACCUGCAGUAGGUUGGAUAAUGGCCCCCAAAGAUCCACAUACUAAACCCCCAAACCUGUGAAUAUGUUACAUGGCAAAAGGGACUUUGCAGAUGUGAUUGAAUUAAGGAUUUUGAGAUGGGGAGAUUAUCCUGGAUUAUCCAGGUGGGCCCAAUGUCAUCACAAGGGUCUUUACAAGAAGGAGGCAGAAGAGUAAGAGUCAGUAGUAGAAGAUGUAAUGACAGAAGCAGAGAUUGAGGUAAUGUGAAGAAGAGGCCAUGAGCCAAGGAAUGCAGGCAGCCUCUGGAAGCUGAAAAAGGCAAGGAAACAGGUUCUCCCUGAAGCCUCCAGAAUGCUUGACUUUAGACUUCUGACCUCCAGAACUCCAAGAGAAUGAAUUUGUGUCGUCUUCAGUCACUAAGUUUGUGGUAAUUUGUUACGGGAGCAGCGGGAAACUAAUACACACCCUCUGGAUGCCACCCCUAUUUUCAUGCCUCUGGGCCUUUUCUCAACCUGGUGCCACUGCCCGGAACAUCCGUUUUCUCAUCUAUGCUGUCCAAUCUGGUGAUCACGGAACAGUUUUCACUCAACUAUUAACCAAAAGGUUGGCAGUUCGAACCCACCCAGUGAUGGUGAAAAAGGCCUGCCAAUCUGCUUCCACAAAGAUAACAGCCAAAAAAUCCUAUGGAGCACAGUUCUACUCUGUAACACAUGGGGUUGUCAUGAGUCAAAACUGACUCCAUGACAAUGGGUUAUUAUUAUUUUGGUCUUUAGCUGUCUGUGCCUAUUCAAAUUUAAAUUAAUUCCAGUGAAUUACAAUAAAUUAAUUCCUCAGUUGCACUGGCCACUUUUUAAGGGCUCAAUAGCCACAUGUGCCUGGUGGCUACCAAAUUGGACAACACAGAAUCGUAGAACGUUUCCAUCAUCACAGAAAAUUCCAUUAGAUAGCGCUGCACUUGAAUCUGCCCCAUUUUUACCUACCCAGGUCUUUUAAGUCACAGAGUAGUGGCACCUGUGUAUGGAGGCUGGGAUCUCUAGAGGAGCAAACCAGUGAAGCGUGUAUGUCAAUAUAUGGAGAGAGAUUUAUUUCAGGGAAAUGGCUCACGCAAUUGUGGAAGCUGGCACAAAUCCAUGGGUCAGGCGGCAGGCUGGAGGCUUCUCCUGACUCAUAUGGUUGCAGGGGCUGCAAUUAAAAAUCUGCAGGUCAGGCAGCAGGCCGGAGGAUUCUCAUGUCCCAAGAACUGGAGGUCAGAGGAUAAUGAGACAGAUGUAGAAUUAAAGAGAGUGUGCUUUGCAGAACAUCCAUUUAUAGCAUGAACACAGGCCACACCCCCAAGGAAACUCCUCUUCCAACUGAUUGGCUGCUCACAUCAGGUCACAAAAUGGGAGGAUACAUAGUGUCUGCCAAAGCACUGAGAAUUAUAGCCAAGUCGAGUUGACAGGUAACAUUAACCACCCCAGGGUCAUUACUCCAGGACAACAUUUUUUAUAUAGUUUCACCUUUAAAGUAAUCCAGGAAAGCAGGGGUGAGGUGCUUCAUUUUACAAGCUGCAGUUUAGAGAAUAGCCAAAACCUGUUGCUGUUGACUCAAUUCAGACUCAUAGUGACCCUAUAGGUCAGGAUAGAACUGCCCCAUAGAGUUUUCAAGAAGCGCCUGGUGGGUUUGAACUGGCAACCUUUUGGUUAGCAGCCACGGCACUUAACCACUACACCACCAGGGUUUAGAGAGGGGAAGUCAUUUGCCCAAAAUUAUGCAGUGAAGAAAUUGUAGAGCUGGGAUUCGAUUCCAGGUUUGCUUGGCUCCAAUGUCCAUGCUCUUAUGCUCUUAACCACAAAAAUUUGCCUUGAAAGCCUCAGGCAGGUGACAUCUCCUUUAGAGAACCCUCCCUGAUUCAUUCAUUCACCUCCCAGGGAAGAAAUGUUCUUUCCUUCUCUAAGUUUUUGGAACACAAAUUCCCAGCAAGACAGUAAAUUCCCUGAGGGCAACAACUGGGCCGCUUUCAUUUCUGUCUCUCCUCCACCCUUUCAGUGGACUCCAGGACUUGGAAAGAAUCAAAAUAUCUUUAUUUGUCUAUACCUUGUUUUCUUCCAACUAGGCUGUGAGCUUACAGAUGGCGGGAACCUCUUACUUGCUAUCUCUUUUUGCUUUACUUGACACAGGGACACACGGCAAGCUCUCAACAAUACAAAUUUUACUCCUUGGUAUUUUAUUCAGAAUUCUCAUGCAUGAAGUAUUCGGACCUAGACUGCCUUGUAGAAUGAAUUAUGUAUGCUCUGGGACAAUUUACACAGCUUCUUGAAAAGUUGGAAAAAUCCUCUCGUUAAUCCUUUGGAACCAGGUGCCAUUAUGAAAAGUUAUUCUUUGAUGAUGUAAACUGUAUCUUUUUUUUGUAUUUUGUACUUUUUAAAUUUGGUUUCCUCUUUUAUUGCAGUAGCCUUAGUUUUUGUUAAGAGGAAUCAAUUUCAUGGAAGUUUUCAAGUGUAUGUAUGUGCAAUUUUAUGUAGAAUUCCCUUGAUAAUUAAAAGAAAAAAUCUUGA